AUGGCCCAGCGCGAGCCGGACGGGCCCCCCCGUUGGUUUGCACCCAGAGAAGACAGCAUCCCUCUGAGCCGGGAAUCGGCAUCCUCGGAGCCGGUGCUGAGCCAGCUGGGCCUGCAAGAAGGGCCGGAAGGCAAGGGCUGCGUGGGGGACACAGCAGCCCUGCCAGAUGGAAAGCCAGAGCGUCCCUUGCUCGUCUCCGCAGAGCCGCGCACCCGGCACCAGGAGCCACGGAAGGAGGCACUGGACGGCCGUGCCAUCCCGGCGGAGAAAGGUGCAGCGCCACAGAACCGGCCGCUUCCAGCCUCCAGCUCUGCGGCCCCAGGGGCUGCCCCUGAGCAGGGGACAGGGGCGAAGCGGGGCCGGAGGAGGACAAGGCCGGCGCACGUCGAGGCAGCCUCCCAGGAGGGCAGCCCCCCAGCUGCCGCGGCCCCCUCGGAGUCCGCCCCUGGGCCGCGGCUCUGCAGGAAAUGGGGCCAGCGGGCCGUGUGGACCGUCGACUGUGUCGAGGGCACGAAGCUCAGGGUGAACAAGAGGCCGCCCACCUACCGCCCCGAGGACCAGGAGGCCUUCUACCGGCUUCUGGAGGAUCCCGUGGUCCAGAGCUUCCUGGAGGCCGACAUCUUCCUCAAAGUGUCCGACAAGUUCCUGCUGGCCAUGGUGUACUUCGGCCGCGUGGGGCUGCCCGGACACCUCUACAACUGCAUCCACUUCCUCCUGGCCCUCGACAUCGCCUCCGACAUGGAGGAGGACAACCCCACGUCCAAGCGCGGCAUCUUCCAGUUCCUCCUGGGCAAUGAGCACUGGCCCGAGCUCCACAAGCAGUUCCUGAAGCUGAAGGUGGAAUUCAUCCACGCCACGGGCCACCGGGCCUGGGUCACCCCCGAGCUGUGUGAGGAGAUCCAGGCACAGAACCCCCACCACUGGGUCUGGAGCCGUGUGCGCCGGGGCGCCCUGUAG
Molecule: messenger RNA, 957 nt
Organism: Choloepus didactylus (southern two-toed sloth)
Lineage: Eukaryota; Metazoa; Chordata; Mammalia; Pilosa; Megalonychidae
Product: putative speedy protein-like protein 3
Biological process (GO): positive regulation of cyclin-dependent protein serine/threonine kinase activity
Molecular function (GO): protein kinase binding
Source: RefSeq, a predicted model, not a curated record